ACAGGCCUUAACCAUAGAGUAGGCCAUGCCAAAACUCCCAAAGAAAAAUUAUGCCAAUGGCGCCAUAAGAAAGAACUAAAGAAGCAACUGCUGCACUGCAAUGAAGAAAUAGAUUCUAUAGAUGUGUAGAAGAACAGAGGAUAUUAGUCAAAAGUAAGUCAACAUUUAUUCAAAUGAAUCUCUUUGAAGAAAAGUUUAGCAAUUAAGCUUAUAGUUAUACUGAAAUCUUUUUUUUUGGUCGAUAAAUUCUCCAUCCCUACUCCUUGGAGAACAUGGACUCAUUCAGUUUCAAAAAAGGUUGUUUUUGUUGGUGAAAUGGAUUAGGGGCAUUGCGUGGAAAUAAUAUGUAGGAGUUUAUUCCACUAGUUGAUAUGGACACGUCAAACAUACCUUUGUUUUAGGAUUUUAAGUGUUGAUUAGUUCGUGCAAGUUAGGAGAUUAAGCGCCUAUUCAUUCAACAUCAGUUGAUGUGCUGUCAUUCUAUUAAACCUUCCCCCUAAUCAGCUGCAGUCAAAUCAAAUGGCAGAUUUCUACUUGGGAAGGUCCUCCACAUUCCAGUUGAAAACCUGGAUUUCAUUUCUUGAAUUUAAUGUUUUUACACAUCAGAUGAUUAUACAUGACAACUUGGCCCAAACCUUUUCGCCGAUCUGCCACUUUACCUCGGCGGAAGAUAGAGCCAUGGCAAGUAUAACGAUCAAUUCGUCCCCUCUGAUCCUCGGGCCAGUUUCUUCCUGGACCAAUCGACCAAACUGAGAGAAAAUUGAAAAAUGCGUCGCGUUCGACGCCCUCACCGGAACAUGUGCGACUCCGUCUGUUUCACUGGACUAGAAAGACCCUUCAGUUGCGUGCGCACGCUCCCAGUCAGGCAGAUGUUGUUGCAGUUGGUGGCCUACAUUCGAUCCAUUUUUUAACACCUCUCCAGGACGCCACUAUUGUGUCGAUGGGAAUAUCUUUUGGCCAAUGGGAGAAAUUUGACUACGUGUCACGACUUGUAUAGCCCAAAACGGGUGGCGAGAGAUUCAACAAUUGCGGCGCGUGUAUAAAAAAGACGACCCGUUUCGGCGUUGGAUUCAUAACCACCCACCACAUCUCCUAGAUAGAAAAUGAAGUUAUUUCCGAUUCUCUUCCUUCUGGUUGUCGUUUGCCUGGCUGUGGCCGUGGAGGCCCAUAAACCCAAACCAGUUGCCACAACCACCCAGAAACCAACGACAACUGCAGAGACAACAACAAAGUCGACUGCGAGGACAACAACUUCCGCCAAGCUUGUAACCUCAAAGACAACUAGCCUACCAACAACCACAACCACUUUCAAGAAAACAACCGCUGAGACUACUCCAACCAGCAAGCCGACAACUUUCAAAACAACAACCACUAAACCAACUACCACAACAUCAACCAAGACAAAAACAACCAAGCCCAUCACCUCGACAACAACCGUCAAACCCUCCAGCAGUACCACCGUCAGAACAACGUCCACCAAACCUGCCACGACAACAACAACCCCAUCGCCGGUUCUUUUUAAUUGCUCCGUUGAUGAUCCAGCCUGCGAAAAUAUGUGCACCAACGUGACGUCAGCGGGCAGUGGUGUUGUCCAGUCUCCCAACUUCCCCGCCAACUACGGGAAUGAGUUCAGGCAAUGCAAUGUCACCAUUAUCGUGCCAGUAGGAAAGAAAAUCCGGUUGGAAUUCACCGCCUUCAAUUUGGCGAGUGGUGACUACGUCACUGUAUCCGAACAAAGCACGACUUUGUUGUUCCGUGCAAACGGAAGUACGACUCCUGCCGUAGUCACCUCAACCGAAAACAUAAUGGGUUUAGAAUUCUUUGUCUUUGGCGCUAAUACUAAAACUAUAACCACAACAACAUAUAAUUGGCAGGCGACUUACACUGCUGUCACGGAUGAAGGCGACACAACAAGUACAUCAACUAUGACUACAGCUUAAAAAGCAACAACA
Messenger RNA from Daphnia pulicaria, 1952 nucleotides. Its product is annotated as salivary glue protein Sgs-3-like. The record is from RefSeq and is a predicted model, not a curated record. Bases 1104 to 1940 code for a protein of 278 amino acids. NCBI's taxonomy places the organism in Eukaryota, Metazoa, Arthropoda, Branchiopoda, Diplostraca, Daphniidae. The transcript is spliced from 11 exons.